Molecule: messenger RNA, 394 nt
Organism: Austrofundulus limnaeus
Lineage: Eukaryota; Metazoa; Chordata; Actinopteri; Cyprinodontiformes; Rivulidae
Gene: lsm6
Product: LSM6 homolog, U6 small nuclear RNA and mRNA degradation associated
Exons: 4
Coding region: 74-316 (80 amino acids)
Biological process (GO): mRNA splicing, via spliceosome; maturation of SSU-rRNA
Cellular component (GO): sno(s)RNA-containing ribonucleoprotein complex; U6 snRNP; nucleolus
Molecular function (GO): RNA binding
Source: RefSeq, a predicted model, not a curated record
GCAGCCUUUUGAUUGGCUAAUUCGCCGCACACACCACAUCGUUUGGAAGACGUUCACCUGAUAAAACAUCAAGAUGAGUCUGAGAAAGCAGACACCGAGUGACUUUCUGAAGCAGAUAAUUGGGAGACCUGUGGUGGUUAAACUGAACUCUGGUGUUGAUUAUAGAGGUGUUUUGGCCUGCCUGGAUGGCUACAUGAACAUCGCCAUAGAACAGACGGAGGAGUAUGUCAAUGGACAACUCAAGAACAAGUAUGGGGAUGCCUUUUUGAGAGGAAACAAUGUUCUGUACAUCAGCACCCAGAAGAGGAAGGUGUAGUGAUGUUUUCAGUUUUGUUUUUAUUUGAUGUUGCAGAAAACAACUGUUUAUGGUUUUUAGUUUUAUAAAGCCAGUUUU